AUGAUGGACGUAAGGAGUGAUCCUAUGUCUGAUAUGGAAUCUACUAUCCUCUCUCAUGGUGGACAAGUAUUGCGAGUAACAGAUUCCGGAUAUCAUCGAGCAGCUACUCUUUGGAACACGGCGAUUCAAAUUUGGCCUAGCCUCAUAAUACGACCUGCAACAUAUGAUGAUGUCGCAUUAGCACUUUCCACACUCUAUUCACUCGAUAUACCAAUCCGUAUCAUGGGUGGUCGACAUAGUUAUGGAGGUUAUUGUAGCCAUGCAGGUGUAGUGUUGGAUUCAGCAUUACUAAAAAAUAAAACAAUCAACUGGCAAAACGAGACAAUCACGAUGCAAGCAGGUGCAAUAUGGGAUGAAGUCUAUACAGCUUUGAGCGGCUCAGAGUAUGCGAUCAUCGGUGGAUUGUGUCCAACCGUUGGUGUGGUCGGUUAUACGGUUGGAGGUGGUUAUAAUUCUUUAUUUUCUCGUUCGUAUGGAUUAGCAUCAGACAAUGUUCUAAGCUUUAAAGUAGUCACUUACAAUGGUACUAUUGUUACAGCAUCAUCGACCAGCAAUCCAGAUCUAUUUUGGGCACUUCGUGGUGGGGGUGGUGGGAAUUUUGGCUAUGUAUUGGAAAUGACACAUAAGAUUCAUCGGAUCAACCAAACAAAUUUACCGACCGGUCAACUUUCGUUUUUGAAUAUUACUUGGACUAAUCCGAAAGAUUUUCCAGCUGUUCUUCGUAACUGGCUGGUAUUUCUGGAUGAAGUUGCUAAUCUCGAUACUCGUAUUUCAUUUGAUGUUCUCAUCUUCACCGAAUCAUCAAGCAGUUUUCUCAUGAUGUACGGUUCGUUCAACGGUCCACAGGCAGAUCUUACUUCAUCAUUUCAACCUUGGCUAUCCAAAGAUCCAAAACCAGACUUUUAUACAGUGCGCAAUUAUACACAACUCGAGAUGAUUAUCGCUACUGGUGCGGCAAAUUAUCCAUUUCCAGCCAAGGAACGACAACAUAUCGUCUCAGCUAUGGCGAUUAAUAUUACGGAGGCCAUGAUCAAUGUUCUUGUAGAACCUCAACCGAACGCUACAUUUAGAAUUUUACAAUUUGUGGAUAUCAUCUAUUUGCAUAAUGUUAACAAAGAUAAAAAUACAGCUUGGGCGUUUCCUGAUAUUUCUUUCGAUAUUGCUCCCGGCUUUGUCUGGUAUACAUCUGAAGAUGAUUCUACCGCCAUCAGCAUAGCUGAAAACUGGUUGCAGAGAUUGAUGAAUGCUGCAGCACCUACGACAAGCAUUGUUGGAGCUUAUCUUAACUAUAUCGAUCCCUAUUUGAAUAACUGGCAAAAAUUGUACUAUCGCGAUCAUUGGGAACGAUUAAGAGACAUCAAAAGUCGAUGGGAUCCAACAUGGUACUUUCGUUUUCCGCAAGGAAUUCCACCGAGCAAUACCCAAUCAGAUCUAUCUUCAUCAGGAAAUAUGAACGUGAUGAUUGGUAUCUAUUAUAUGCUUGUCAUUGUUGGUCAAUUAUUCUGUUUCCUUCCACUAUUUAGUACUGUAAUCUUUUAA
Molecule: messenger RNA, 1539 nt
Organism: Rotaria sp. Silwood1
Lineage: Eukaryota; Metazoa; Rotifera; Eurotatoria; Philodinida; Philodinidae
Source: the annotation of a GenBank genome assembly